GUCUCUUAAAACUUCAUUUGCAUCAGAAAUGUGCAGCGAGUGGCAAAUUUGGAUGACAGAUGUUUCAGCUUACUUUGUGGUGUCGAGAAGUGUGCGUUUAAAUUCGCGAGGCUUUGUCUUUGCGUCUGCUAAAUUUUUCACGUUGAGGGAAAACAUGGGGGAGAAAUCGAUUUUUUUCUCAUCCCUCUGGCAAGUUUUGUGAAGGGAGACUGAUACACGCAGAGAAGUACCCAGGGACUGACCCACGCUAGCGAUACAAUGUACCGGAACAACUUCUGGCAAUACACACUUACCGUGUGAACAACUUGUCGGGAUUCAGGUGGCAUUAUGAAACGCUUAUUCUGCGCGCUCACAGAUACAAGUUGUCAAAAGCGCCGGAAAAGAAAGCAAAGAAAAACAAAGCACUCUGACCAUUUGAAUGAAACAAUGGGCGCAUGUUUAGACUUGCAGAGCUCUGCCCCGCUAAAACUUCUCCUGGUUCCAUGCGAAUCUCAACCUUGUUCUGCAACAAGAUACUGGAUAGUGGAUACAAGAAAACAGGGUAAAAUUCCCUUUUUUGGCUCUAACAGGUGCAAAAUUGUGCAACAUAUGGGCAACAGAGUUACCGAGCCUUUUCACGGAUACGUUGUUAUGAGAGAAGGGCGAACUGUCAUCAAAGGGAUUUUAACAGACGGAGCCGUUGAGGGAAAAUAUUUUGAACUCGUUUUACAAGCUUCUCCACAACAACUAAACCAACCCUGCUGGAAAAAUUCCACGAGAAAAACUUCAUUGUGCGGAUUUCUUCAGCGAAGUACAAAAGAUGAAUUUGGUUCAUUCGAGGAGACACAUGACGCAUUCUUACACUCAGCAGGGGAAACCAGCGAAGUUUUAGACACGCAAGAAGAAAUGCUGACAUUCGCAGAGCAAAAAGUUACCUAAUUAACUUUUAAGCUGUACGAGGCGUCACUCUUCUAAAAAAGUCUGGUUUGGUUUACCUAUACACUUACGUGGAAUUCAAUAUAUCCGCGCGGAUAUUGUUUCUUGAUUUUAUGCCGGCAAGAUUGUUAAGAAUAUGAAGGUCUCAGCAUAGAAUUCUUAAACUUUUCUCUAAAAGAUAAACUGGACCCUGCAUGACGAAGGAAGGUUCUGUUAGCCUUAGAUAUCAAAUAAGAUUUGAACUGAGGAAUUUCUGAUGUUUAACACAAGGAUAUAGCCGGUUAUAGUAUAAAUUAAAGAUUGUAUUCAGGAA
Stylophora pistillata is the source of this 1228-nucleotide messenger RNA. RefSeq lists its product as uncharacterized. Lineage: Eukaryota; Metazoa; Cnidaria; Anthozoa; Scleractinia; Pocilloporidae. The record is from RefSeq and is a predicted model, not a curated record.